Molecule: messenger RNA, 2362 nt
Organism: Malania oleifera
Lineage: Eukaryota; Viridiplantae; Streptophyta; Magnoliopsida; Santalales; Ximeniaceae
Exons: 14
Coding region: 14-2086 (690 amino acids)
Molecular function (GO): acyltransferase activity, transferring groups other than amino-acyl groups
Source: RefSeq, a predicted model, not a curated record
CCUCUCAUCAUACAUGCUUUUCAAGCUAAAGCAGACCGUGCCCAUGGCGCCAAAGAAGAGCUCUUCGAACUCCUCGUCCAUUCCAAUUGGAAAUUGUGAGGUCGUUGUUGAGGCGAACGCCUUCACCUAUAAGUCGGAUCAGAGCACACUACAGAUCUCCGUUUCCAGAAAAGCUAACAUUAACAUUUCAGUGAAGGAGGACUCUGGUACUAAGAACUGCGACAGUAUAUGCCAUUUUAGAUCUGAAGAAGGCGAGGGUCCAUCCCCUACUGGGGACCAUUUCUUCUUUUUGCUCAUCAACCCUAAAGAUGCAAAUGGCCACAACAUAAGCAAAUCUUUACUCCAGGAAGCAUUAAACAUAUACUCAAAAGAGCUGCCCACAAUGAAUUACGCUGCAAAUACAGGAAAGGAAUCCAUGUUUCUUGAAAGAUGCGUCCUCAAUGGGAAGUAUUGCACAUUGCUUCUAAAAUCAAAGUCCUUGGAUGGUUUUGAAGAGGUUAUAGCUGCUAUCACUUACCAAAUAAUCCCUGCUGACACACAAUAUGCUGAGAUUCCUCUUGUUGCUGUUAACUCUGUCUAUCAGCACAAGGGGGUUGGUUGCCUGCUAUACAAGGAAUUAAGAAAGAGACUGCAGAGUGUUGGUAUUUGCACAAUAUUGUGUUGGGGAGACAAGGAAUCAGAAGGAUUUUGGCUUAAACAGGGUUUUGUAUCAAUAGCAGAGGUGGACACAAAGGGUAGAGCUCGCAGGCUGCCUAUUAAGGCUGAUAUUCGUAGGGCGUUGUGCUUUCCUGGUGGUUCAACCCUCAUGGUUUCUCAUCUUCAGAAUGGCAUUUCAGCUAAUCUUUUGAACUCUGUAAAACUGUGUUUUCCCUUAAAGUCUCAUGAGAAGCCAUUGUCAUCUGCUGUCAUAGAGCAGCAAAUGGGAGGUGUAAGAGAGAGCACUUAUACUCCAACAGCAGUAAAUCCAAUGUGCCACAGAACUGAAAAGUCUCAACCUGAAGUUUUGGUGAACAAUCAUAACAAGUUGGAUGGUUGUUCUCCAAGGUGCAAUGCAUUACAGGGUUGUAGAGAUCCACAUCCUCCUGAGCUCAUGGAUUGGGAGAAGGUGGCCUCUGGUUUAGAAUUAAACAAAACUGUAGCUGAUUUUAGUGUAAAGCACUGUACCUGUUCUUCUGGACAAGGUGUGAAGAGAAUUUGGGAAUCCUCAUGGUCCUCAUUGAAGUCUAAAAAAGUAAAGGGAGGUCAUCUUAUUGACUGCCUAUCAGAUUCUAAUGGGGAUUUUGGUUUGGAAAAUGAUGGAAUAAAUGAUUCUUGUUUCAAUGGAUGUACCUUGGGCACUUCCAGACAUAAGUCUUUGGUGGAUGUUACUCCCAGGGAUCCUUCAACAAACAAUUUAAUGGAAAAGAAUGCUGAAGAAUUGAAACCAUCCAAUGCAACGUCAAAGGAUCAGCUGAGCAAAGAGAUUGUCUCAAAGAGAGAAUGCUUUGAAAUCAUGUUGAUGAAUAUUGCUGAUGAUGCCAAGAAAACAGGUCUCACCAAGAUUAUUGAAGACCUUGGUGGCUUGGUAACCUCUGACGGAAGAGUAAGCACGCAUGUAAUCACAGGGAAAGUGAGGAGGACAUUGAAUUUCUGCACUGCUUUGUGCUCGGGAGCCUGGAUAGUCUCACCCAGUUGGCUUAAAGAAAGCUUCCGGGAAGGCAGAUUUGUGGAAGAAUCUCCUUUCAUUUUAAACGAUGAAGAUUAUAAGUUGAAGUAUAGAAAAGAAUUAAGAGAUGCAGUUCUCAAAGCAAAAACAAGGCCUCGAGCUUUGCUUAAAGGUUAUAACAUAUGCCUUGCUUCUCAUGUUCAGCCUCCAGUUGAGACGUUAUCAGCCAUUGUGUGUUCUGCUGGCGGAAAUGUUAUUCAUGGACUGAACAUGGUAAAUGAAGUGUCAGAGACGAUUUUUGUGGCGUGCGAAGAAGACAUGGAGGAAGCACUAUUAGCAGUGAAGAAAGGGAUAUGGACUUUCAGCAGCGAAUGGUUUAUGAACUGUGUCAUGAGACAGGAGCUUGACCUGGAGGCCCAUCAGUUUGCAGAGUCCCUGUGAGGAACUCUCUGUAUGCUGGAAACAAUCCUGUUUUGCACUGUUGGGGAAAUGUAAAUGCCUUUCUUAUUUAAAACUUUAAGAUUUAAUAUUCUCCAGUAAUUAUCUAUGCUUUGGGUCCUGAUAGAAAAUCAAAGUGAUAAUUUCUUGGUUGGAGUUCUGAGGAGGAAAUUCUUGUUUUAAAAAGCAAAAGCUUAAAACAAGAAUAUUAAUUUUGGGUGGGGCUGGCAUGAUUGAUAUUAAUUUUGAUUUAAGUAAUGAAAAAUGCUUUGUGACUUC